Messenger RNA from Momordica charantia (bitter melon), 1444 nucleotides. Its product is annotated as S-adenosyl-L-methionine-dependent methyltransferases superfamily protein. Gene Ontology annotation, biological process: polyamine biosynthetic process. The record is from RefSeq and is a predicted model, not a curated record. Gene Ontology annotation, molecular function: thermospermine synthase activity. NCBI's taxonomy places the organism in Eukaryota, Viridiplantae, Streptophyta, Magnoliopsida, Cucurbitales, Cucurbitaceae.
AACUAAUUGACAUCAUGCAGAAUUUAAAAUCCUGCUUCCCUUUUUAAAAUCACAAUAAGUCCCUACCUACAACAAAUUCCCAAAAAGUGGUACUGGGUCUAUUCGUCUAUUGGGCCUGCUGGGCUGUAAUGUUUGGGCCGCGAAGUCCGUUGGGCCGAUUUUCCAACCCACCAAAGCAGAGUCUCUCCCUCUCCUCUCACAGUCUCGAACUAAGCUUGUUCAUCACUUGUGUUUGGUCGUCGUCUCCGAUUCCGUGUAAGCAAAAUGCGGCUUCAAUUGAACAACGAAAUUCGGCCUCUAAUUCUCCACCCAAUUCAAAAUUCCUUUUGUUCUUUCAAACCCACUUCCGGAAAUGCCGUUUGUUUCGAACGAAAACAGAGGAACCGCCCCCAAUUGGAUCGGCUGAGACUGAGAGUCAAAUUUCAGCGAACCCAAGACGAAGGAAUUCCGGCGGACGACGUCAAAAUCCUGGCCAAGUUCAAAUCCCGCCACAAUUUCAUCAGAGUUCUUGAAGUUUCCAGAAAAGCAGAGCACCCAUUCGCCGGUUCCAGAUUGCUCCUCCUCGACGGCCCCGGCAACAUCCACAGCAUCUCCUUCCUCUUCAAGUCGCUCACCGACACCUACUUCGACGUCUUCGCCACAUUGCCGCCGAUUCUCCCGCCGGGCCCCAUCGGGAUUCUCGGAUUCGGCGCCGGCUCCGCCGCCCGCCCGAUCCUAAAGCUGUAUCCCGAGGUCGUGAUUCACGGGUGGGAGCUGGAUCCGUCGGUAAUCGCGGUGGGGAGGGAAUACUUUGGCGUCACAAAGCUGGAAAAGGAAUACCCAGAGAGGCUGUUAAUCUACAUUGGGAAUGCUCUGAAGGCGAGCGUGAAGGGGGGAUUUGCGGGGAUUUUGGUGGAUUUGUUCUGCAAAGGGAGUUUGAUUCCGGAGCUUCAGGAUCCAACUACUUGGGGGAUGCUCGAAAGGUGUUUGAUGAAAGGCGGCAGAGUGAUGGUGAACGUGGGGGGGAGUUGCGUGGAGGCAGAGGACAGGGGGAGAGAUGGGAGAGUGGUUAUGGAGGAAACUUUGAGGGCAAUGCAUCAGAUUUAUGGGGACAAAUUGUGGGUUUUGAGACUUGGGAAUGGUGGGGAUGACAGUUCGUUGGCUCUGACUGGUGAUUUGCCGGACAUUGGCGCUUGGAAGAAAUCUCUGCCGCGUUCUUUGAGGUUCUAUGCUCAUAUGUGGACAGUGUAUAGCGCUACAGAAUCAUAACAAUUCAGAUUCUUUUGUUCUAUCUCUCUCUUAAUCCGGAUUUGUUUGGGAUGGCUUCUGUUUUAGUUGUGAAAUUACUAACAUUUUGCAAACAUGAAGAAAAUGUUGUACUUGGGUGGUGUAGGGAUGAUCUAGAUUGUUGUAAUUUUGGAAACUGAAUGUGGGGUUGGUUCAACUUGAUUACUGUUCUUCUUGA